UAAGAUGAGAAAAUGUGGAUGCGGCGCAAACGUAAACUAGAAUUCUAGACGUUAAGGUGAAUCUGUGAAUCGUAAGAUUAGAAACCACACAAUGCCUGAGCCAAUUGUUAACGAGUUUCAUGUGGCGCCCGUCUGGCUUACUCGCGAUUACGUCGAACAGAAGCUGCGGCUGUACUUUAAGGAUGCCAAACUGCAACUGAUGGAAUUACAGGUGACUCCCGGGACUGCAAACGGGGAAAACUACGCCAGCGUGAUGACGCGCAUCAAUGUAGAGUUUAAGGACAAGGAUCUGGCAAAUCAGCGAGCCACAUUUCUGGUAAAGACCACAUUUGCUGACAAGGAUCCAGCUGCUCAUCUACUCGGUCCCUACGGCAUCUAUGUGCGAGAAAUGGAUAUGUACCAGGAGGUGCUUCCCAAGUUGGCUGCAAAAGUAAUUAGAUCCUUGAAGGAUGAUAAGGAGUUGCAUGAUCGCUAUGCUGAGAAAUUCAAGGGAGUCGUCGACCAUAUUUGUACUAUGGCGAAAGGACAAUGUUGCUGCAUCAUAUUUGACCAUCACAUUAUUGGUCCAAACAUCGCCAUGUGCCAGAACAUUCACAGAAUCACUUAUAGGUUCAAAACACUCCCGUCCAAUGUCCAUGUAGUGCGGAGCCAACUCAAACAGCUUCUGGGCGUAUGGAGCACAUUCUGGUUCCUGGGUCAUCCAUCGAGCGGCUGCCAAAAGACCACCGACAAAAUAUCCGCUCCCGAAUGGUCCAGAUUUUCCAACCCAUUCACAAACCAAGCGCCUCAAGCUCACUUCAAUUACUUUCUCACAAUGUCGGUUACGGAUCUGAUAAGUGCACUCGAUGCUAUUCCAAAGCACAUCACAGUGGUUCCUGAAUCGAAUCCUAUUUUUCUUGAUGCCCCCGAUUGGCUAACAGAAAACUAUUUACUCAAUGCUAUGCGCAAGUUCUAUGGCGAUGAAAAGUUGAAGAUCACAGCCUUGGAUGGUUGUCCCGCUCUAGGACGAGGCGAAAACUAUGGAGGUGUUUUGACUCGCAUCAAGGCGGAGUUUACAACACGAGGCAAAUCGCAGAUUGGACACUAUAUAGUAAAGACCUCGUUUGAAAGCGAUGAGUUUUCACGCAAAACCAUGGAGCCCUACGAUAUAUUCAAUCGGGAAAUGUCCGUCUAUGAACAGAUCCUGCCAAAGCUCAAAGCACUUCUGCUGGAAAUCAAUGAUGAGGAGCAAAUCUUUGCAGAGACAAUGGCUGUUGACUAUGAUCGAUCUGCGCUGAUCUUUGAGGAUCUCAGGGUACGUGGCUUCACAAUGCCCGAUCGUCUGAUAGGCUUAGACCUGAAGCUGGCUAAAAUAGUGCUACGUAAAUUGGCCAAAAUGCAUGCCACAUCAGCUGUUCUCAAUGAGCGAGAGUGUGGCGCCCUGGAGACCUAUGAUCGUGGCAUGUUUAAUCGGCACACUGACAACUAUGCGCCAUGCUUUCUGGGCAUGCUACAGGCAGCCAGCAGACGUGUUGCACAAUGGCCAGGAUAUGAACAAUACGCCGAUAAAUUGAAUGCCCUUCUUCCAAUUUAUAUGGAGCUGGGCAAGCGCGUCUUCGAUGUUUGUCCGGGCGUUAAUGUCUUGGCUCACGGCGAUCUCUGGACAAACAAUGUGCUAGUCAAGUACGAUAAGGCCACCGGAGAAGCUGAGGAUAUCAUCAUUAUCGAUUUCCAGUAUGCAGCUUGGGGAUCACCAGCAAUUGAUCUAUUCUACUUUUUGAAUUCUUCGAUGGAGUUCGAUGUUCAUGUGAAUAAUCAGGAGGAGCUUAUUCAACACUACUUCGAGAUCUUCUCAGAGACGCUACGAAAACUUCGUUACAAGGCGCCGAUUCCUAGCCUUCACAAAUUUCACUUGGAUUUAAAGAAAAAGUCAUUCUAUGCUAUGCAUACUAGCUUCAAUGUCUUUGCUGUCCAGCGAAAUGUGGAAACAGCAGAUGCGGACUUUAAUGCUCUAAUGUCGACGAAUCAGCGUGGUAUUAAUUUUAAGAACGGUUGCUAUAACAACCCAAUAACGCAAAGAGUUCUUCGAAAACUGUUGCCUAUCUUUAACAACCAGGGUUUACUCGAUGCAGAUCAGUAAAGUUUCAAUCAUUUUAUUUUUGUGAUAUUUCUUUAUUACCUGCAUACAUUUUGAUAGUUAUUAAGACAUUUCUAUACUCUUAUUAUCCUAAUACAAAUAUAUAUUGAAAACCAAAUUAAACAAUAUAACAAACAAA
Messenger RNA from Drosophila albomicans, 2255 nucleotides. RefSeq lists its product as uncharacterized. NCBI's taxonomy places the organism in Eukaryota, Metazoa, Arthropoda, Insecta, Diptera, Drosophilidae. The record is from RefSeq and is a predicted model, not a curated record.